AUGUCUACUAGGUCGUCACCUCCACAGACUGUAUUUGUUUCAAGGUCUUCACCUCCUCCACAAAAUAAUGUUCCCGCUACUGCUCCCGCUCCCAAACAAAAUCAACAAAAAACAGCCAGUUCUUCUAGACCCACCCCCAAGCCACUUAAUUUGUCAAAGUCGUCUCACGUUUCAAAUUUGAGCAAGGUUCCUCAAACAGCAACUUUUCCCCCAAAGGUGAAUAGAGCCCUCAAUCUUCCAAAUCCUCCAAAAACUGCUACCUUUGCUACAAAAUCAUCAGGAUUUCCAAAAGACACUAGGCAAUCAAUGAGAGCAUCUGCUUAUGCCUUCGUGUAUGGUGAUCCAACCUACGUUCAAACUGUUGAACCAUCUC
Dentiscutata heterogama is the source of this 373-nucleotide messenger RNA. NCBI's taxonomy places the organism in Eukaryota, Fungi, Glomeromycota, Glomeromycetes, Diversisporales, Gigasporaceae. The record is from the annotation of a GenBank genome assembly.